Molecule: messenger RNA, 1041 nt
Organism: Anopheles coustani
Lineage: Eukaryota; Metazoa; Arthropoda; Insecta; Diptera; Culicidae
Product: dnaJ homolog subfamily C member 17
Exons: 2
Coding region: 20-931 (303 amino acids)
Biological process (GO): spliceosomal complex disassembly
Cellular component (GO): spliceosomal complex
Molecular function (GO): RNA binding
Source: RefSeq, a predicted model, not a curated record
AUCCACAAAUCCUGCCACAAUGGUGGAUGUUAAAAAGUUCAGUGAUAUAGACAUAUACGGCCUGCUCGAAGUGGACAUCGGAGCCACGGAGCAAGAGAUCCGGAAAGCGUACCGCAAAAAAGCCCUACAAUGCCAUCCGGACAAAAACCCCGACAACCCGAAGGCGGCCCAGCUGUUCCAGGAGCUCUCGAAGGCGCUCGAGAUCCUGAUGGACGCAUCGGCCCGGGCCGCCUACGAUCGGAUGCUGAACGCCAAGAAAGCCGCCCAGCUGAGGACGAAGCAGCUCGACAGCAAACGGCAAAAGCUUAAAGCCGAUCUCGAAGAACGCGAACGGCAGGCCAAAGAGGCGGCAACCGGUGGUUACAAAACGGCCAGCACGAAAACCCCCGAGGAGCUGUUCCAGGAGGAGUUCGAUCGGCUCCGCAAGGAGGGUUCCAAGUUGAUCCAGGAGGAGCAGGAACUUAUGCGAAAGCAGCUACAGGACGAACUGCGCAUGAUGCAGACGGCGACCGCACCGAGCUGGGAUCCAUCAAAGCACCGCGUAAAGAUACGCUGGAAGGCGGACAAGGGCGAUCCGGCGAACGGGGGGUAUAGUGAGGAGACGUUACGAAAAUUUCUCACCAAAUACGGCGACCUUAAUGCGUUGGUGAUGAGCCCGCGAAAGUGCGGGAGCGCACUGGUCGAGUUUCGGGACAAGGAUGCAGCGGAAAUGGCCGUUACGUACGAGAAGGGUCGGUUGGACAACCCGUGCACGCUCGAGUGGGUGGGGGAGGCACCGGCACAGAGUAAACAGAAGACUUCCCGGGCCGGUGGAACCGUAACGGAUCGGGACUACGAAAGUUUGGUGUUGAGGCAAUUACGCCAAGCCGAGGAACGGAAACGAUUGAUCGAACAAAUGAUGAAAGAGGACGCUGAGGAAACGAGAGAGUAAACCACACAUUUUCCAAGCAUUUUUUGUAUCUUGUUUAACAAUUUAUUUUGACUAUAUCGCGCCGAAAGGAGAAAAUACAGAUUUUCAUACAGUUCGGGAGAAACGGUGAA